UCUGCCGAUCUGAAAUUCCGCUUUCUUGAUCAAGUUUCAGUUGCCAGAGACGCUUGCAUAUAUGUAUUUAGAUUUUUAAAAAGGAAUGAGUGGAAAUUCAUACCAGUUUUCGACCUUGCUAUCUUCAACGCUUGAUUUACAACACCAAUAAUGGAAGAAAACACGAUUUUACCUAAUCAUAUUUUAUUCAUUCAGAAAUCGAUAUCAUGAUAUCUGAAGAUUUAGAUUAUUUACUUUGUUAUUUAUUUGUUCCAUAAAUUUCUGAUAAAUCGUAUUGGUCAGAAAUUGAUUUGAGAAAGAUGACAGGAAUGGACAAGAAAUCAAAGAAGCCGCUUAGGAUAAAAAUCAUCAGCAUGGGUAACGCGGAGGUUGGAAAGAGCUGUAUUAUCAAAAGAUACUGUGAGAAGAGAUUUGUUCAUAAAUACCUUGCUACAAUAGGAAUUGACUAUGGUGUUACCAAGGUCACAGUUAAAGAGAGGGAUAUAAAGGUUAACAUUUUCGACAUGGCAGGACAUCCAAUUUUUUAUGAGGUCAGGAAUGAGUUUUAUAAAGACACACAAGGAGCUGUGGUUGUGUUUGAUGUCGGAGACAGACAGAGCUUUGAUGCACUGGACAGCUGGAUGUUAGAAAUGCAGAAUGAAAUCGGCAACCAGUCGGAGAUGGACAAUGUGGUGGUGUGUGUUUGUGCUAACAAGAAUGACAAGAAGCGUGUGGUGGAUGAAGCAGAGGCGCGGAUCUGGGCGGAGACCAAGGGCUACCAUUAUUUUGAGACGUCAGCACAGACUGGGGAGGGAGUCUCAGAAAUGUUUCAGACUUUGUUUGAGUCGGUGGUGAUGGCGUUUGAGAAUGGUGGUAAGCGAGUCCCUGUACAAACGACACUGGGCUACUCCAAGGAACAGGCAGACGCCAUACAGAAGCUCCGCAACGCAAAAAACGAUUAUGAGAGGCUCGGCCUGCCACCUGGUGCUACAAAAGACGAUGUGAACCGAGCCUAUAGAAAGCUAGCUGUCCUUCUUCACCCGGACAAGAGCGUGGCGCCGGGCAGUGAGGAAGCCUUCAAGCUCCUGGUAGCCGCCCGCACCACCUUACUGAAGCGGUGCCAGUAACACUGCCCUACCUUUGUCUUUCUGUCUUCUGUGAUAUUCUCAACAUUUCAUCUGUCCAACAUUCAUUGUAUUCUGCCAUUGGUGCAUGUAUGUGUGUGAAAGUCUGGCUAGAAACAGUACUGGACACAAAAAUGUGACAAUGACAUCAUCAACAGCACGAGACCUUCUUAAUGUCUGCAAGGGAAGGACCCUAUUAAGGCCAUUUGACUAAUGUAUACAUGUAUUCCAUAUACCGGUAGUGCUCCGUCCAUACACAGUGUUUGUUCAAUCAGUGUCUGUGCUUUACAUUCUUUGUUUUAUUGAUUUUUUUUACAAUAUGUUAGUACGGUACUCAUAGUUUUUCGAAUUUCCAAAAACUCUUUCAGUUUGUACCAAGAGUGUGGUGACUGACAAUAGGUUCAAGAUCUAGUUUACUGACAAUGUUUAGUGGGGUAUGUUUAGCCACCAGGUGCAGUAUCACAACUAUUUACUCACACAUCCGGUUACCAUUUUGUUAGCGUGGAACAAAUUGGGGGUACCAUUGUAGAUGUUCUUUGUUAGACAAUUUUAUGAUUGACAGUGAUUUAUGUAUUAUUUGUAGUCUAUAUGGUAACAGUGAGGUUCAGUAUUAGAAACCAGCCCUGCACGCACUGCGUGAAUUUGGUUUUUGUUUUUUGUUUUGUUCAGUUUUGAUUUUCUGUGCAUUCUGUGAAAAAUCACAAAAAUCUUCUGCCAUCAUGUACAGUUACAAUAUUUUUUAAAGUACUUUUAAAAAAUAGUUAUUUAGUUACAAUUAAAGAAAAUUUAAAAUAA
Magallana angulata is the source of this 1898-nucleotide messenger RNA. RefSeq names its product dnaJ homolog subfamily C member 27-like. Gene Ontology annotation, molecular function: GTP binding; GTPase activity. The record is from RefSeq and is a predicted model, not a curated record. The coding region runs from base 300 to 1106 and encodes 268 amino acids. The transcript has 7 exons. Lineage: Eukaryota; Metazoa; Mollusca; Bivalvia; Ostreida; Ostreidae.